AUGAAGACAAAAGCUAAUAACACUGACUACAAGGACAGAUAUGGUGAAAAUGAAAGACACAAGAUAAUGGAAAAAUCUUCAACACAAUCCUUAACAGGUAAAUCAAAUGAGAAGCACGUGUCAAACAGGAUUACUGAUCUGCGUGUUGUAAAUAAUGGUGACAGUGGCAGGGGUCAUGGUGACGGAGACGGAGGCAAAAGUUUAUCUGUUCAGAGUAGAUCCAACUCUGGUGAACAGAAUCUAUCCAAUAGUCGAAAAACAAACAGUAAUAAUACAAAUGAAAUGACGAGUGAACACAAAUCUGAUGAAUUGUUUUCACCAGUUAAAGAAUAUUCUAAUCACAGUGAACAAGUAAUUUUAAGUUCAAAUAUUUCAAUUACUAAGAAUUUAACCACAAAUAACAGAAAACUUGAAGCUGAUACGAUGACGAAUUCCUUAAAUGCGAACAAGUCCUCUCCAGUUAUACAGCCUAUUUCAAACAUAGCAAAAAAUGAGAAAUUCAUUGAAAUGUCUGCACAAGGUGAUGAUCAGCGGACAAGUGUACCAUGUGUUUUAAAAGAUUCUGAUAUUUGUUUAGUGACAAAUGAAUUAUUUAGUCAGUCUGUGUCGGUUUUAGAAGAUUUCAAUGUACCCUUGGAAAGAAACUGUAAUAAUUAUACAAAAAUAACUGAUUCUUCUGGAACGUAUCUUAUCGAUCCACUGAAAUCAGGUAAUCAAUGUCAUAAUGAUAUGUAUGCAUACUGCGCAGAUUAUGUGACAAGUAAACCUUCAUGUGAUAACGAUAUUUCAGUGGAUCACUUAUCAUCUACCUGUAAAAUAGUAUCUUCAAUAGACAUUCCAUAUCAGCACAUGCAAGACAAUAGUGAAUCGAAUUUGUCAUACGAUAUCGCCGCUGAAGCCUAUUCAACACUAACCUGUCAGCUGGUGGUUGAUGAUGAGAAAAAAAAUGUUUCAGUGGCAGUAAUAGUAGUCGGUACUGAAGGGGGAGAAGAAGUGAAGUCUGGAGGAAGAAAGGAUGAAGUCAUUUUCCAGAUAAAUAAUCCACUAAUAACGGAGAGAACAAAUCAGCUAGCUGAGAUGAUGAAUUCAAUUCAAGCAUUUACAAAUGACACAAUAACUUCAAUUGAGAAUAAGUUAUCAGCUGAAAGAAAUACAAUGAAUAUUUAUCAAUUCGCAUCCAGUGAAAUUAAUCACAUUUUGGUGAAUAUCAUUGAUAGAGUAAAACAGAAUGGUGAUUCAUUGACACCUGAAUGUAUAGAUGCGGUAAACUACCUACAUGAAAAAUUAACAAAUAUAACUGAUAACGCAAAUGUAUGUAUGAGCACAAAGUCACCAGUGACGCAUACUUAUGAAAAUCAGAUGAGUUUAAACAAAUUCAAUGGUUCAAUGGAACAAAAACAACAACAACAACAAGGGCGUGGUUCUUUACUAUCUACUCAACAACAACAACAACAACAAGAAAAAUUUCAACAGAAUAAUGAUAAUAUAAACUUUCCCUUGGAAAAACAAUCAACUUCAUCUAUCACUUCAGUUGAUACAACAACCCAAUUCAAUUCGCUAUUGACACCUUUAACGAAGAAUGAUGUUCAGUUAAGUUUAAAUCAUCAAAAUAGUUUACAUUCUAAGAACAUUUCAUUAUCUAUGGAGGGAAAUUUAAAUUGUGAAAAUCAAUAUUCUUUCAACAGAAUACACAGAGAUAAUAAGCUACCAUAUGAAUUAACCCCUGUUGUUGAAGAAAAGCCAACAGUUUUCAACUUUCAAUACAAUGAUAGUGUGUCAAUGACUCACAGAUGUAAUGAUAAUGAUAAUGAUAAUAAUAACCGUGUGAAGCAAACUUCUCAAAACAAGGAAUCAGAGGAAACGUGUAUAACCUUAGUACAGAGUGAUCAGAGCUUACUAUCUGACCAGUUGUAUGUAGUUGAUGGGAUUAAGCCAGAGGCAGCAGGUUCGAACGAUGGGAAAUGUCAACAGGUAUGGUAGAUCAUCUUUCUUGAUUGGUUAAUUCAUAAUGUUUUAAACAACUGCGAUUAGCGAACACAUAAUAUUCUUCACUAUAUAUCUUCAUCUUCAUUUAUGUUGUAAUUAACUUUCAGUCACUAAGAGCAAUAGAUUAAAGUUCAAAAUAUCCUGUAGAUGAUAGUAUACCUUAGAAAGUAAUAUUAAACUGAAUAUAUGAAUUUAUGGAUUUGUAGGUCCCACAGCAGGCCACGGGUAACACAAUAAUAGUUGGACUUUUUUCUUUUGCACACACACACACACAUUCACACGCAUACAGUUCCAGUUGUGUUCAGAUGAAUUCCAAUAGCUUCCUGUGUUUCCAAUAUUCAGCAUUUGGAGGCUUUUCGUGAAUUCUUCAAUACUCAACAGUUCUUCAAUGCUAGAUUUAGGACAAGUAGUUUUAACUACUCGACACUGGUAGGUAUUCCCCUGCACAAAAAAACUGAGUUUCUUAGAGUGACAGACAAUAUAACUGGUUGCAAAAAAGCAGCUGAAUUUAUAAUAUACAAGAAGGGGCUAGCUAGCUUAGGUACUUCGUCAGUCAGUUCGAGGUACGAAUAUAGAUUACAAGAGCCUUAGAAAUUAUACAGGGUUACAACGGAUUACAGGUGUAUAGAAAUUGAGCACGGAAAGAAAAAUUGCAAUAAUAAUUUUAACUUGAAAUGAAAGUUAGGAGGUGUGAGUAUAGAUUACAAAAGCCUUAGAAACACAAAAAUUGCACACAGUUUACAGUUUACAAUUUAUUUA
Messenger RNA from Trichobilharzia regenti, 2745 nucleotides. NCBI's taxonomy places the organism in Eukaryota, Metazoa, Platyhelminthes, Trematoda, Strigeidida, Schistosomatidae. The record is from the annotation of a GenBank genome assembly.